GUGUAGAGAUCAGGUGUAUCCUCUGGCUCUACCUUCUGCCAGCGUAGUGAUCUGUUUCUUUAACGAGGCGUUCUCCGCCCUGCUGAGGACGGUGCACAGCGUGUUGGACCGGACUCCACCCGCUCUGCUGCAUGAGAUCAUCCUGGUGGACGAUCACAGCGACCUCGAAGAGCUGAAGGAGGACUUGGAUCGCUACGUCAGGGACGAGCUGCAGGUCAAAGUUCAACUAGUGAGGAACCAGAAGAGGGAAGGACUCAUACGAGGACGUAUGAUAGGAGCCUCCUAUGCUACCGGUGAGGUGCUGGUCUUCCUGGACAGUCACUGUGAGGUGAACCAGGCGUGGCUGCAGCCUCUGCUGGUGCUGAUCCAGAAGGACCGGCACACCGUGGUCUGUCCCGUCAUCGACAUCAUCUCUGCUGACACGCUCUCCUACUCGCCCUCUCCCAUCGUCCGGGGCGGCUUCAACUGGGGGCUGCACUUCAAGUGGGACCCCGUCCCGCCGUCUGAGCUCAGCGGGCCUGAGGGAGCCAUUGGACCAAUCAGGUCUCCCACGAUGGCAGGAGGCCUGUUUGCUAUGAACAGGAACUAUUUUAAUGAGCUUGGACAAUACGACGCAGGCAUGGACAUCUGGGGUGGAGAGAACCUCGAAAUCUCUUUCAGGAUCUGGAUGUGCGGCGGUCAGCUCCUCAUUGUCCCGUGCUCCAGAGUUGGACACAUCUUCAGGAAGAGGCGGCCCUAUGGCUCUCCGGGGGGGCAGGACACAAUGGCCCAUAAUUCCCUGCGGCUGGCGCAUGUGUGGAUGGAUGAGUAUAAGGAGCAGUAUCUGUCUCUGAGGCCGGAGCUGCGCGGGCGGGGCUACGGUGACAUCAGCGACCGUGUGGCGUUGAGGAAGCGGCUGCAGUGUCGGUCGUUUCGUUGGUACUUGGACACAGUUUAUCCCGAGAUGCAGACUGUCGUCAAUGGCAACAAGCAGCACCAGCAGCCCGUCUUCUUCAACAAGGGCCUGAAGCGGCCCAAAGUGCUUCAGAGAGGGCGGCUGCGUAACCUAGCAACAGGACACUGCCUGGUGGCUCAGGGACGGGCGAGUCAGAAGGGCGGGUCAGUGGUGCUGCGACCGUGUGACCCCGGAGACCCUGAACAGCACUGGACGUAUGAUGACGAUGGUCAGCUGGUCCUGGCAGGUCUGCUGUGUCUGGACGUGUCAGAGGUCAGGACCUUUGAUCCCCCCAGACUGAUGAAGUGUCACGGCUCAGGGGGGUCCCAGCAGUGGGGUCUGGGGAAACCUAACCGGCUGUACCAGGUCUCGGUCGGACUGUGUCUGUCCGUCUCCCAAGCCGUCGGACCCAAGGGUUACGUUUCCAUGGCAAUAUGUGAUGUCUCACUGGUGCAGCAGUGGCAGCUGGACAGCUGAAGCUGAGGACAGACUUUGGUUUUUCUUUUAGAGACGAUCAGGUUUUACUGCAGAUGGCUCGCCUCUCGGGUCCAGGGUCCAGACUCUGGGAUCUGGAUCCAACCCAAAUGAACCAGGGCCAUGUGGAGUUUGUUGUCUUCUGUGUGGAUCGGGACAUGUCAGGCCUCUGGUCGUCCAUCAGACUCUCACACCUGCUCCUAAUUUUCAGGAAGACAAAAAGAUGCCAGGAAUGACUUUUAUUUUGAAAUUUUAAAUUCUUUAAUAUUUACUGACUCAUAAAAAUGCUGCAGUUCCACUUUUUAAUUUGUGGGGUCACUGAACUCUGCAAAACUGACAGGUUAUUUUUUUCCUCAUUUCACCACAUAUUCCAGAUUAAACAAUCAAUGAGUGGA
Messenger RNA from Thalassophryne amazonica, 1803 nucleotides. It is a transcript of the gene galnt11, whose product is annotated as UDP-N-acetyl-alpha-D-galactosamine:polypeptide N-acetylgalactosaminyltransferase 11 (GalNAc-T11). Gene Ontology annotation, cellular component: Golgi apparatus. Gene Ontology annotation, molecular function: Notch binding. Gene Ontology annotation, biological process: regulation of Notch signaling pathway. The record is from RefSeq and is a predicted model, not a curated record. The transcript has 9 exons. The annotation marks the transcript as partial. NCBI's taxonomy places the organism in Eukaryota, Metazoa, Chordata, Actinopteri, Batrachoidiformes, Batrachoididae.